AUGACAACCGAGACAGACGUGUUUCUCCAACUCAUCGCGUCUCCGUUCGAUAGUGAGGUAGUCUGCCUCGAGAACGGGUACACUUGCAAGCGCUCAUCCUAUUCACAGAUUUAUUCGGCUUCAUUUCUCUCCGCUCUGGCGUUCUACGGACUUACCACCGCUGCUGUCCUGUUCGCGUUUUGUAUCCUUCGCUCACGCUAUAGCAACGUCUACGAACCACGUCUUUCCCAACAUAGCAAACGCGCGGCGCCCGAGGCAGUUCCCAAAGUUCCCUUCGGCUGGCUAAGUGCCAUUUCAAAACCGUCAGAGGUCGCAUUGAUUGAUCAGAUUGGGCUCGAUGCCGUGGUGUUUCUUCGCUUCACGCGCUUGAUCCGAAAUCUCUUCGCCACGCUCACGAUCAUUGCGGGUAUAACACUGGUUCCAAUCAAUGUCACGCAGGUUCAAGAGUCCCAUGCGUCUGGAGUCUCGGUCUUUUCCCGCCUCACGCCGCAGUACAGCCGCAGUAGCCCCGUCUUUUGGGUAUACGUUGGUGUGGCCUACCUUUUCGAUAUUGUCAUAUGUCUCUACCUUUGGUACGGAUAUCGGGCAGUCUUGCGGCUCAAGAGGUCCUAUUUCCGAUCACCUGAGUACGGUGCCAGCCUUCACGCACGUACCUUAUUGCUGUCCGACAUCCCACAUCCUCUCCGAUCAGAUCGAGGAGUGACUCAACUAGCCGAGGGAAGUAUCAUUGGGGUGAUUGGUCGUGACGUUGGCAAACUCGAGGCCAAAAUAAGAGAGCACUUCGAUUUGGACCAAAAGACGAGGCAUGAGACAGGGCUCAGACGCGAUGGUGCGCGAAGAAGAGCUAACGAAGUACAAAAGGAGAUUGAAGCCAUACGAGGAUCGCCACAAGAGCUUCGGGCCAUGUCUUACGGAUUUGUUACUUUCGCCACUGUCGCCGAGGCUCACUCCUGGGCAUACAAGUACCGUCACGGAGGCCCGGAAGGUAUCGCUGUCCAGCUAGCUGACGAUCCCGAUAACUUCGUCUGGAGAAAUCUGGAUUACUCAAGAUCGCAACUGCAACGCCGUCGGCGAGUCUACGCCUUCCACAUCACUCUCCUGACAGUCGCUUGGGUAGUUCCUAACGUCCUGAAUGCUGUAUUCUUGACCAAUCUCUCACACCUCGCGCUCGUGUGGCCGACCUUCCGCGCGACCCUCGACUCCCACCGCAUACUUUGGGGUAUCGUCCAGGGAAUUGUGCCACCCAUCCUCGUAUCUCUUGUAUAUUAUUACCUUCCCCCCAUCUUUCGACGACUAUCCACGAAAGCCGGAGACAUGACGAAAGUCAGCCGUGAGCGCCACGUUAUGCGAAAGCUAUUCACAUUUCUCAUUUGGAACCAGCUGGUCGCUUUCUCACUGUUCUCAACAUUCUGGGGAUUUGGCGCUGUAUUCAUCAACGCUCACCAGAGUGGAAGAGACGCUUGGCAUAAAGUAUCAAAAGGUCAUGUGAUGCGGAAAAUCAUUCAGGCACUCAUCACGGUCACAACGUAUUGGUGUUGCUGGCUAAUACAGAGGAAUCUUGGUACUCACUCAUCCUCCGACACAGCUUUGUACUCAUUGUUGACAUCAUGUGUAGGCGCUGCCGUCGACCUUGGUCAGGUCCUGCCGUUACUCUGGAAUACCCUGCGCCGGACAUCCGCACGGUCGCUACACUCACCAGCCACUCCUCCGGCUUUUAACUAUGCCACACAGUACAGCUACUUCCUAUUCUAUGCCGCAGUCGCGUUGACUUUUGGCAUACUGCAACCACUCGCACUUGCCAUCACUGCGAUUUAUUUCCUUCUCGACUCUUUCACCAAGAAGUACAUGCUGCUCUACAUAUGCUCGACUAAGCACGAGUCCGGAGGACUGUUUUGGAGGUCUUUGGUUGACCGGAUGCUCGUCAACGCUUUGUUUGGCAAUAUCGUUACCGCAGUACUUGUGGUCGCCCAGGGUAGCGCAGGCCAGAACUGGGGUAUGCUAGCCGCGCUCCUUCCCCUGCCCGGUAUGCUCGCCUCGUUCAAAUGGUAUUGCGCACCACGAGCCUUGGCUCCCCGGGCGAAGGCGAGCGUCGUUUCUGAUGCCGAGCUGGAACCAUGGUUAGUAGAAAUAUUGCGAGCGCUGGGGUUCCUCAAAUCAUACUCUGCUUCGACGACUCGAGGACAACAGCAAUCCCAAUGUCUCGCACACCUUCUCAGCGACCGAGACGCUAUAUGGACACUAGCUCAUAUCAUUCCUUCAAACACCGACUUGACCUACGUUGAGACCUACGACAUGAUUCACGUCCAGGCCUACGUGAUCCACGUGGACAUGGUCCUUCGAAAAGAAGUCACGUUCAAGCUCACCGAAGCUUCCAUCGACCACAUUAUCAGCUUCCACUGGAAUGUCUACCUACGAAGUCUUUGCGAUAACACUCUCCACUGGCCGGGCAAAGAGAACGAAUGUAAGGAGAUCCAACGGUCCUUCGAGCACGACGUUCAAAGCUUCAUCUACUGGACAGAUCUGGACGUGCUAGAAGGCUUGAAGGAGAGUGGCGCUGGCGAGCUCAUCGAAGGGUGGCCAAGAGGUGUCAAGCUUGCCCUAUCAGCGUUCUUCAAGAAGUCCCACGAUUACGUUACCACGUCAAAGCGUGGAUUCGUCGAUUGUGGAACCAUCAAGGACCAAACGGCUAGCCAGUCUGCGAGCACGAGAAGCAAUGUGAACGCACGACAGGUCCACAGAGCAUGGAAGGAUGGCGAAGGCUCCAACAACAAUAUGAUCCACCGGGGUGCUAUUGAGCAACAACGGUGCUUCGAAGCCAACGCGUCUGAAUGUGGCUCUCAAUGGGAUCGCGGCGCAUCGAUUGCUGCUCUAGAUACUGAUAGGUCACCAUUAUCACGGCUAAAUGUUUUGCGAGGAGGAUGUGCAAUCAGCCGGUGGAUUGAUGACUGUGGUGUAGCUUGUGGAGAUCGAUUGUCUUCCGACCAUCGUGGAGGGGAAAGCGAGUCCUGA
Saxophila tyrrhenica is the source of this 3009-nucleotide messenger RNA. RefSeq lists its product as uncharacterized. Gene Ontology annotation, cellular component: plasma membrane. The transcript is spliced from 2 exons. The coding region runs from base 1 to 3009 and encodes 1002 amino acids. Gene Ontology annotation, molecular function: calcium-activated cation channel activity. The record is from RefSeq and is a predicted model, not a curated record. NCBI's taxonomy places the organism in Eukaryota, Fungi, Ascomycota, Dothideomycetes, Mycosphaerellales, Extremaceae.